Molecule: messenger RNA, 2337 nt
Organism: Dipodomys ordii (Ord's kangaroo rat)
Lineage: Eukaryota; Metazoa; Chordata; Mammalia; Rodentia; Heteromyidae
Gene: Cry1
Product: cryptochrome circadian clock 1
Exons: 9
Coding region: 811-2337 (508 amino acids)
Biological process (GO): negative regulation of DNA-templated transcription; circadian regulation of gene expression; entrainment of circadian clock by photoperiod
Cellular component (GO): nucleus; cytoplasm
Molecular function (GO): DNA binding; FAD binding
Source: RefSeq, a predicted model, not a curated record
CUGAGGCAGGGAACCCCAGCGUCUGGACAAGGAUUGACACGGUGUGAGCCUCAGCGGCUGCUGCCUUAGUGAAAGAGCCUUAAGCGCGAGCCGAUCGCCCCGGCAGAGUCCGUGUAGUAAACACACUUCAGAAACGUGAGGUGCCGGGGGUCACGUGGGCGGCGCGUGGUCCAAUGAGGAGCCGGGGGCGGGGCCGAGACCGCUGACGCGGCGGCGGCGGCGGCGGUGGCGGCGGCGGCGGUGGCGGAGUCACCCGGACAGCCUCGGGAGCGGUCACCGGCCGGCAGCCGUCCAGCCGCAUCGACCACCGUCUCUGCCCCUCCGUCCUUGGGCUCCGGGUCCCGAGCCGAGAGGCAGCGUGGCCUAACGGCGGCAGAGUCCUCCGCGGGUGCUCGGGGUGACUCACCGCGGGAGGGCCGUUCUGUCGUCGCGGGCCGCUUCGGCGGGGCGAGGUUACCGUGACGAACCUCCGUCGUGGCGGCUCCGGCUGCUGGGACUCGCCGGCGCUUCGGGGGUCCCGGGCCUCGCAAGUUAUGCCUCCUGUGCGGGCGCGGGCCGCGGGCGCCGGGUCCUAAAGGGCGUCACCCCCGGACUGGGAUCCCUCCAUUCAUCGCGCCCGGGGCGCCCUCGCCGGGGGCGGUCCCCUCCUGAGGGCCACCGGGCCCCGAGCCCCCACGCCCGCGGCCGCCCCUUCCUGGCUCCCGGCGUGCGGCGGUUCUCCUGGAAGCGCGGCCGUUUGUUAUGAGCCCGACCCUCCUGGCUUGAGUCUCUCCGGGGAGGAAGUCGGCGGUGAGCCGCCGCGCCCCGGGCAUGGGGGUGAACGCGGUGCACUGGUUCCGAAAGGGGCUCCGGCUCCACGACAACCCCGCCCUGAAGGAGUGCAUCCAGGGCGCCGACACCAUCCGCUGCGUCUACAUCCUCGAUCCCUGGUUCGCCGGAUCCUCCAACGUGGGCAUCAACAGGUGGCGGUUUUUGCUUCAGUGUCUUGAGGAUCUUGAUGCCAAUCUACGAAAAUUAAAUUCUCGUCUAUUUGUGAUUCGUGGACAACCAGCUGAUGUGUUUCCAAGACUUUUCAAGGAAUGGAACAUUACCAAACUUUCAAUUGAGUAUGAUUCUGAGCCUUUUGGAAAGGAACGAGAUGCAGCUAUUAAGAAGCUGGCUACUGAAGCUGGUGUAGAAGUCAUUGUGCGAAUUUCACAUACAUUAUAUGACCUAGACAAGAUCAUAGAACUCAAUGGUGGACAACCACCUCUAACUUAUAAAAGAUUUCAGACUCUCAUCAGCAAAAUGGAACCACUAGAGAUACCAGUAGAAACAAUUACUUCAGAAGUGAUAGAAAAGUGCACAACUCCUCUGUCUGAUGACCAUGAUGAGAAGUAUGGAGUCCCUUCCCUGGAGGAGCUAGGAUUUGAUACAGAUGGCUUAUCCUCUGCAGUGUGGCCAGGAGGAGAAACUGAGGCACUUACACGUUUGGAGAGGCAUUUGGAAAGAAAAGCCUGGGUGGCAAACUUUGAAAGACCUCGAAUGAAUGCAAAUUCCCUGCUUGCAAGCCCGACUGGACUCAGCCCUUAUCUCCGAUUUGGUUGUUUGUCAUGUCGGUUAUUUUACUUCAAAUUGACUGAUCUCUACAAAAAGGUAAAGAAGAACAGUUCCCCACCGCUUUCUCUUUAUGGGCAACUACUAUGGCGUGAAUUUUUCUAUACAGCAGCAACAAAUAAUCCCCGCUUUGAUAAAAUGGAAGGGAACCCCAUCUGUGUUCAGAUUCCUUGGGAUAAGAAUCCCGAGGCUUUGGCUAAAUGGGCAGAAGGCCGGACGGGUUUCCCCUGGAUUGACGCCAUCAUGACGCAGCUCCGUCAAGAGGGCUGGAUUCACCAUUUAGCCAGACACGCAGUGGCUUGCUUCCUGACACGAGGCGACCUGUGGAUUAGCUGGGAGGAAGGAAUGAAGGUAUUUGAAGAAUUACUGCUUGAUGCAGAUUGGAGCAUAAAUGCUGGCAGUUGGAUGUGGCUCUCGUGUAGUUCCUUUUUCCAACAGUUUUUUCAUUGCUAUUGCCCUGUUGGUUUUGGAAGGAGAACAGAUCCCAAUGGAGACUAUAUCAGACGUUAUUUGCCAGUCUUAAGAGGCUUCCCUGCAAAAUACAUCUAUGAUCCCUGGAAUGCACCAGAAGGUAUCCAGAAGGUAGCCAAAUGUUUGAUAGGAGUUAAUUAUCCCAAACCGAUGGUAAACCAUGCUGAAGCAAGCCGCUUGAAUAUUGAAAGGAUGAAACAGAUCUAUCAACAGCUUUCCCGCUAUCGCGGACUAGGUACAUCAGCCCCUUUUUUGGGUUUGUUUCUUUGA